Aspergillus campestris IBT 28561 is the source of this 3189-nucleotide messenger RNA. Its product is annotated as class I SAM-dependent methyltransferase. Lineage: Eukaryota; Fungi; Ascomycota; Eurotiomycetes; Eurotiales; Aspergillaceae. Gene Ontology annotation, molecular function: methyltransferase activity. The transcript is spliced from 5 exons. The record is from RefSeq and is a predicted model, not a curated record. The annotation marks the transcript as partial.
GACACGCAGUCUUUGACUGACAGUGUGACCGACUAUCCCAUAGAAAAUGGACGGCGAUAUCAUAAAUACCAUGAAGGCUCAUACCCGUAUCCAAAUGACGAGAAGGAACUAGACCGUCUGGACCUGCAGCACCACAUGCUCAAGAUAGUCAACGACGGUCGAUUAUUCUUCGCUCCUAUACAGAGCCCCCGACGAAUCCUGGACGUCGGGACCGGCUCUGGGAUAUGGCCCAUCGAGAUGGCAUCCCUCUUCCCACAAGCCGAAAUCAUAGGCACUGAUCUGUCCCCCGUUCAGCCGACCGAAGUACCCCCCAACGUCCACUUCUUCAUCGACGACGCCACCGAGGAAGACUGGCUGUGGGAACCCAACUACUUCGAUUACAUCCGUGUCGGUCAUCUGAUCGGUGCCUUGGCAUCGUUCAAAGAAAUGUUACGCCAGACCAUGAAACACGUCCGGCCGGGCGGCUACGUCGAGUGCCACGAGUUCGACCCCCGGCCACUGUGCGACGACGGCACCAUGCCACCCGAGAACCCAGAGAGCUUCAGCGAGUUCGCCUUCCACGACUGGUGCGACUUCAACAUCCGCGCUUGCCAGAUGUCCGACCCCCCACGGCCGUUCCGAGUAGCGCAUCGGAUGGCCCGCUGGAUGCGGGAGGUGGGUUUUGUCGACGUCCAGCAACGGAUUUCCAAAGUCCCGCUCAACCCUUGGCCAGACGACCCCCAUCUCAAGCGGAUCGGGGCGUGGAGCGAGACGAACUGCCUCGAGGCACUAUCCGGAUACUCAUACAAACCGUUCACGCUCCUGGGGUGGUCAAAACCCGAGAUCGAAGUCUUCCUGGUCGACGUACGGAAGAGCAUCCAGAACCGCAACGUGCAUGCCUACCUGAAUUAUUAUGUGGUGACGGGACGAAAACCCCGGCCUGGAGAGCAGGCCCAGACACCUCGAUUGCGCCUGCAUGCACCCAAUUGCCCCAUGUCUCUCGGGAGACAUGCCUAUAGGCAUGCAAUUCAGCCACCCUCACGCACCCUCGUCGACCACGUAUGGAUAAGCGAGGACUUCCUAGCGUCGACGUUCCGGCGGUUCGCAAACGGCCAGCAGCGCCGGUACGAGAGCCGGGUGCCGGGACCCCUGGAGGCGAGGAGACGGCUGGCGAAGAGGAGGAAUACGGCGCUGGCGGGCGUUGCGGGCCCGGGGCCGUUGGAUGAUAUUGCUUGUCUGUCCGGGCGCAAUGGGCGCGAUCAUAUGAAGUGGACGACGGAUAGGUCGCAUCCUCGCCAGUUUGACUUUUCUUCGAACAAUCCUUUCGCUUCUUAUAAUCAGGAUGUCCAUCAUCCGCAUGGCUUCGACCCGCCCCCGAGUUGGCCGGUUGGACCGGGCGCGCCUGAUAUACUUUCGACUGGGGAAGCGUUGGUUGCUCGUAUAGAUGCGUGCCGGACGGUUGCGGAUGUUAGGAAUAUCGUGCACCAACUGCGCAUCGAUCUCAUGCGGGAACCGGAAUGCAGUCAGUUGAUAUUUGGCCGGCUGUUGUCGCGCUCGGCAAUUGGACAGGUGUCCACCGAGGAGCUUCUUAUGUUUCUCGAUGACCCGUUCCUGAAUAUCCGCGGGGCAGGGAACUACCAGAGCGUAGCGGAGCACCUUGUGUCGUGCGCGUCGGAUCAACCGGGACGCCAAGCUUUGCUGGAUACGAUUGUUCGUGCUCUCGAGCUGGGUCUGAUUCCGCCUGGGGAGCUGUGCGAUAUUGUUAGGACCGUGUCGAGCCUCCCAGCUGGGAGUGCAACUGUGGAUGGAGAGGGAAUGGGGUCCGCGUUGCUCGUUUAUCGGCAGAUGUGGGAUGCCAUUGGACGGUGUGACAUAUACAGACAUAAAGACCUCGACAGUGCGAUUGUUGACGCAUGGCUUGGGGCGCUUGAAGACGAGACCGGAUGUGAUUAUUUCGGCCUGGCGAAGGAUAUUAUCGUGGCGACUCAACGCCCUGACUUGCUCGACUGUCCCUGGGUAGUGGAGUUUAUCACACGCGAGCUGGAACUUCAUACAGGAUCCGACGUGGAGAGUGACGAAAACCAUGGGGUCCAAAUUCUGCAACACUUCGUUCCGAAAGUUGCAUCGGAAUACAUCAUCGGUGUGACGGAAUCGCUCGUGUCGUCCAAACGGGCAGAUUUGCUGGAGAGAUGGCAGGAUUGCUUAUUACAGCUUGGUGAUGUUUCGGCUCUCGUCAGGGCCCAACGGUGGACUGAAGUCCAAAACCAAACGGCCGCCGCGCCUGGACUUUCACCCCGGCAUCAGAUUGUCCUACGCCUCUGGCUACUACGGACGCUCAGCAGAAACCUUCCGGAAGGGCCACUUUGGCGACGGGCGCCGCGGGCAACUGAUGCACCUGCAUGCGACCUAUUCAACCUAUACCAGUCCAUCGGCAAAGUUCCCACCAAAGACUUUCUACCCACUUUGAUGCAAGCAAUCCACGAGAUGGGCCUGCCCUCCAACGGCCUGCUACUGAUGGCAUCCCAACUCCGAUUCCAAAAGUCUCUCACACCAACAGCCCGUCGAACAUUAAAAGCAAUGGAAUCGCCCCCAGUAUCAUUCGCCGAGAUCUUCUCAGACGUGCACGCUUACAACGCAGUCGCUCCCCACUUCUUCUCCGCCCUGCAAGAAGCCGUCCAGCAGAUCGACAUCACCAACCCCUCAUUCAUCUCGCACAGCAUCGAGCUCGCCCGGACAGGCGACUCCCACAGCGUGUGGACCCUCUUCCGCAUCUUCCGCUCCCACACACCUCUCAAGAUCGCCCUCUCAAUGUCCUGGGAAAUCACACCUCCUACUCCCGACACAGCAUCCCCCACCCCCAGGACUACUUCUUCCUGUCCCAAUCCGCAAGCCGCCCUAGAAAUGAUCAACUCCCUCGCCGUCUCCAUAUCCUGCUCUGAGCGGUUCAGCCCCCGCUGCGCGUACAAGCUCGUCCACUGGCUGUACGUGUUCCUCGUGCGACACGAAGCCCCUGUUAAACCAGCGCUGGUGCGCGCUAUGUACCAUGCUGGGGUUAUGCGGUUUCGGAGAGAGGGACGUCGUGUUUCGGCUACGCAGUAUGCAUUUAUCAUGGCGUUGGUGAGAGAUACGGAGGGGGUGGAUGUUGUGGCGGAGCUUAUGAGCCCUCAGGUAGGGCGGAGUGGGCUUGGGGAUGAGGAGUUUAUGGAGUGA